This is a messenger RNA of Phaedon cochleariae (mustard beetle), 414 nucleotides long. NCBI's taxonomy places the organism in Eukaryota, Metazoa, Arthropoda, Insecta, Coleoptera, Chrysomelidae. The record is from the annotation of a GenBank genome assembly.
AUGAAACUGAAUAGGCCGAACGAGGGCGACGCCUACCCGCUUGGCGCCCUGCCCAUCGGCACGCAGGUGCACUGCGUGGAGAAGUACCCCGGCGUGGGCGGCAUGCUGAUACACGCGGCCGGCGCGUACGCCACCAUCGUGCGCAAGGCGCCCAACGAUCACGUGGUGGUGGCGAUGCCGUCGAAGCGCGAGUUCAGUCUGCCGGCGGUGUGCAUGUGCACGAGGAACAGGGAGCUGGGCAACAGACCGCGCUCCGGGUUGUGGAAACGGAAGACUGGCAUCCAUGGGAGGAAGUUGCGCAGGCCGCCACCUUGCAAGACGAUCGUGUCCCAAUUAAAGCAGGACGACGACACGAUCGUGCUCACUUGUCACAGGCCGUUCGUGAAGACGAUGAGAAACCAGUUCCAUUACUGA